This is a messenger RNA of Clunio marinus, 213 nucleotides long. The record is from the annotation of a GenBank genome assembly. NCBI's taxonomy places the organism in Eukaryota, Metazoa, Arthropoda, Insecta, Diptera, Chironomidae.
CGUUCUUUUACGAAGUAUGAAAAAGAACGAAAACAAGUAUAAAUAUUUAAUGAAAAACCGUCAAUUUUUCUUCGUCUUUUCGGCACACUAAUGGACAAAAAAGGAGACAUUUCGAAAGCAGAGGAAUGAAAAUAAUACGCUGAUAAAUGGUAGAAGCUCUUGAGGUCGUGUUUUGAAGCUCCCUUAGCUUCAAUGGCUGCCAUGGGAAACGAU